AUGCCCAUCCCCUCGCUCCCCCUCCUCCCCCCCGACACCUCCCACCUCACCCAAAAAUACGGCCGCGAAACCGCCAACUACUUCUCCGGUAGUCCCCUCAACCGACUCUCCUUCCUGCGCGCCGACCCCGUCUUUUUGCGCUCCGCCUUCGCCCACCCCUCCACCCGUUUCCUCCUCCUCAACAACCUCGCCCCGCUGGUACGUGCCGACGAUGACCGGGCCACGCUGGCGUUUGCGCGCGUCGCGGAUGUAGUACCCCUCGUGGGCACGGCGGAGGAGAGGUUUGGAAAGAGUGAGGAGGAGAUGGUGAAGGGGUUUGAUUCCGGGAGGGAGGAGGUGGGGGUGGUGUUUUUGGGGGUUGAUGAGGGGGGGUUGGUGGAGGAACGGGAUGGGAAGGAUGGGAAGGAUGGGAAGGAGGAAGAGGGGUUUGGGUAUAGAGAUUUUAGGGGGGCGCCGUAUUUUGCGGUGGAUGUUACGCCGCGCGGGGGGAAGGCGGGUGCUGCGGAGGAGUUGAUUGAUAAGGUUAAGGGGAGGGGACAUGUGUUUCAUGAUAACUCGCCGAGGCAUAUGGGGUUGGUUGCUGGUCAUGCCGCCCUCUACGGCCAAGCCCGCGCGCUAAUCGACUGGAACACGCGCACCCCCUUCUGCGCCCAAUGCGGCCAACGCACCCUCUCCGUCCACGCCGGCACCAAGCGCAUCUGUCCGCCGACCGACACCAACCCGUCCGCCGGCCCCCGCCUCCCCUGCGCCACCCGCGGCGUCGUCUCCAACCACAGCUUCCCGCGCACCGACCCCACCGUGAUCAUGGCCAUCCUCAGCGCGGACGGCACGCGUGUCCUCCUCGGCCGCCAACGCCGCUGGCCCGCCGACUGGUACAGCACCUUAGCCGGGUUCCAAGAGCCCGGGGAAUCGAUCGAGGAAGCCGUGCGGCGCGAGGUGUGGGAGGAGAGCGGGGUGCGUGUCGGGCGCGUGGUGCUGCAUAGUUCGCAGCCGUGGCCGUUUCCGGCGAGUUUGAUGAUUGGGGCGAUUGGGCAGGCGGUUGCGGCGGGGGAGGAUCCGAAGGCGGAGGAGAUUUAUCUGGGGCAUGAUGCGGAACUGGAGAGUGCGAAGUGGUUUGCGCUGGAGGAGGUACGCGAGGCGUUGGCCAAGGGGACGAGUAAUUUGGGCGAGGGCGCGCCGGAGGGACACAGGGAGGGGGCGUUGAGGUUGCCGCCGCAGACGGCGAUUGCGAAUCGGUUGAUUUCGGCGGUGGUCGAGGGGGGGUGGGUUGUGUCGAGGAUUUAG
Molecule: messenger RNA, 1284 nt
Organism: Dichotomopilus funicola
Lineage: Eukaryota; Fungi; Ascomycota; Sordariomycetes; Sordariales; Chaetomiaceae
Product: NUDIX hydrolase domain-like protein
Exons: 2
Coding region: 1-1284 (427 amino acids)
Biological process (GO): NADP+ catabolic process; NAD+ catabolic process
Cellular component (GO): cytosol; peroxisome
Molecular function (GO): NADH pyrophosphatase activity; metal ion binding
Source: RefSeq, a predicted model, not a curated record